AUGUUAUCAUUUUCAUUCUCUGUGAUCGGAAUCACUAACAUUGCCGCAAGAUCUCAUGUCACUCUUAUCAAUUUCGUAUUGAUUAAAGGAACAGAGUGGGUGGGCAAAAUGACGGGGCACCAUUGUUUGGCUUGUACCCCCGGACAAAUGAGUGCUGACGGAUCGUGGAAUAUUCAUUAUCUUCCGUUGAAGUUGCAACACCCAGUCCCAUCUGACAUCGCCAUAUCUCGAAGUCAAAAUCCAAAGGAUAUCGAGCAGCUUGCACAUGAAAUUGGCAUCUUGCCGGAGGAGUUGGAUCCUUAUGGCAGGAAGAAGGCUAAGGUUUCUCUAAACGUGUUGCAGAGACUGAAAAAUGUGAGGGAUGGGAAGUAUGUUGUAGUGGCUGGCAUCACACCCACUCCAUUAGGAGAAGGAAAAUCCACAACUGUGCUUGGUCUCGUUCAAGCGCUAGGAGCCAAGCUCCGCAAGAACGUGUUCGCAUGCGUUCGUCAACCCUCGCAGGGUCCUACAUUCGGUAUCAAAGGCGGAGCUGCUGGUGGAGGCUACGCACAGGUAAUUCCAAUGGAAGAGUUUAAUCUUCAUUUGACUGGUGAUAUACACGCCAUUACCGCUGCCAAUAAUCUUCUGGCGGCUGCCAUCGAUGCCCGAAUGUUCCACGAAUCCACCCAGAAAGAUGAUGCUUUGUUCAAUCGUCUGUGCCCAGCCAACAAACAAGGGAUACGCCCGCUUUCGGCCGUACAGAAGCGUCGUCUUGUCCGAAUGGGACUUCCAAACAUUGAAGAUGCUAACCAGUUAACUCCAGAACAACGUGUAAAGUUUAGUCGACUUAACAUUGACCCUAACACAAUUACUUGGAAUCGUGUGAUUGAUACCAACGAUCGUUUUCUUCGAGGGAUCGAGAUCGGCCUUGGUCCUAGCGAGAAGGGACAUACCAGAAAAACACAGUUUGACAUUGCCGUUGCUAGUGAGAUCAUGGCUAUCCUUGCCCUCACCACGUCCCUAGCUGAUAUGCGAGAGCGUGUGGCCAGAAUAGUCAUUGGUUCGGACACGGAGGGUAACCCCGUGACUGCUGACGACCUUGGAGUGACAGAUGCGCUGACGGUUCUAAUGCGCGACACCGUACGCCCGAAUUUGAUGCAAUCUCUGGAAGGGACACCAGUGUUCGUACAUGCUGGACCAUUUGCUAAUAUCGCACAUGGACAAAGUAGCAUACUUGCGGACAGGGUGGCACUCAAGCUUGUUGGUGAGGACGGUUACGUGAUUACUGAGGCGGGAUUUGGUGCAGACAUUGGUAUGGAGAAGUUUUUCGACAUUAAAUGCAGAUAUUCUGGUUUGAAGCCUUCGGCAGCUGUGAUAGUUGCCACCGUGAGAGCUUUGAAAAUGCAUGGCGGCGGCCCACCGGUGAUUGCCGGGGCUCCACUAAAACACGAAUACUUGGACGAAAACUUAGAGCUGGUUGCAGGAGGAUGUGAUUCAAAUCUCAGGAAGCAGAUUGAAAAUGCGAACAAGUUCGGCAUUCCAGUGCUUGUUUGCGUCAAUAAGUUUGCGACAGAUACAGGCAAAGAGUUGGAUAUGGUCAUAGACAAGUCUCUGUCUCAUGGUGCUGCAAAAGCGGUGGUAUCAUCGCACUGGUCUUAUGGAAGCGACGGAGCAGUACAGCUCGCCCAAGCUUUAGUGGACAUAACAUCUGGGCCGAAGCCAGACUUCAGAUUCCUCUACCCGCUGGACCUAUCCCUGAAAGAAAAAAUAGCUACUAUUGCUCGCGAGAUCUACGGAGCAGACGGAAUCGAGCUAUCCGAUGAAGCGCAGGAUAAAAUAGAGCGGUACACACGGCAAGGGUUCGGAAAGUUACCCAUCUGCAUGGCAAAAACCCAUCUAUCGCUUUCGCAUGACCCCACGAAAAAGGGAGCCCCAACAGGUUUUACUCUGCCAAUACGUGACGUUCGGGCUUCAGUUGGUGCUGGUUUCAUAUAUCCGCUUGUCGGUGAGAUGACUACAAUGCCAGGACUCAGCACUCGACCUUGUUUUUUCGACAUCACCAUUGAUCCAGAAACGGAACAAAUUGAUGGGCUAUUCUGAGCACACGUUCAAUGAGUUUCAGCAUGGUUUCUAACCUUAUUAUCUAUUUGUGUAGAAAUUUGGGCUGAUUCUACUCAGCUGGCUUCAUAUUGGAGCUUUUAUAUCUAGUUCAUGUAGUUGCCAAUGUAUUUCAUUAUUUUCAGUGGUCUGAUACAGUAUUACUACUAGUUGGUUGUAAUUACGAAUUCUUCCACUAGACAAGACAUCAAUGCAAUUUUUCGAUAUCUCGAGGUACAGC
Cylicocyclus nassatus is the source of this 2317-nucleotide messenger RNA. NCBI's taxonomy places the organism in Eukaryota, Metazoa, Nematoda, Chromadorea, Rhabditida, Strongylidae. The record is from the annotation of a GenBank genome assembly.